CGAGGGAGCCCGUUUCUUCUGGCGAGCGCCUCGCGCUGACUUUGCGGUAGGACCAAUUUGACUGCGUAACCGUGCCUGUACAGCUUUUCAUUUGUCAGGAAGUCUCUGUUCGUGAUGUGCGGUCGUUAUACAUACUUCGAAGUAUUGUGCAGCGCAUGCAUGGAUUGUACGCACGUCUUGACACACUUCCCCGCGUUUGCACGUUGAGAUUUGUAUUGCAGGUUCCUGUCAUCUGGUAUGCUGGUGAAGGGACAGCAGCCAUGGCAUUCCGUGUGGGCAUCGAGACGGCACGAAACGUCAUCAUCGAAACCUGCACCGUGCUGUGGGAGGUUUUGUCCCCUGGAUACAUGAAGACACCAACAGAACAAGACUGGCGAGAAAUCGCCGAUGGGUUCUGCAGCCGUUGGCAAUUCCCAAAUUGCCUGGGAGCAGUCGACGGCAAGCAUAUCCAGAUCAAGUGCCCCCGCAACGCUGGAAGUAUGUACUUCAAUUACAAGGGAACCCAUUCCAUUGUAUUGAUGGCUGUGGCUGACAGCCAGUACCUGUUCAGGCUGGUGAAUGUGGGUGCACCUGGGAGGUUUAGUGAUGGGGGAAUCUUGCAAGAUUCUCCUAUCGGCGAACGACUGCAUGAGGGCGAGCUCAGCCUACCUCGAGCAGCCACGCUCCCAAGGUCAGGAAGAGUUUGUCCUCACGUGUUCGUUGGCGAUGAGGCCUUCCAGUUGCGUCCAGACUUCAUGAGGCCACUGCCAGGGAGCCGGACUGCACCUGAGGAGGUGAUCUACAACUACCGCCUCAGUCGUGCAAGGCGCUGUGUGGAAAAUGCCUUCGGUAUUCUCGUAUCCCGCUGGCGGAUAUACGAGAGGCGCAUAAACAUGAAGCCUCAAAAUGUGGAGACCAUCGUGAAGGCUACAUGCGUGCUGCACAUCUUCCUGUCAUCCAAUGCUGCAUCAACCUACUGUCCUCCGGGCUUCGCAGACUUCCAAGGACACCUUUGGGACUGUGAGCGGUGGUGCCUGGCGACAAGGACCAGAGAGCACUACAGUGUUCGGGUCAGGCAGGAGCUCAUCAGGUACUUCAGCGAUGAAGGCCAAGUGCCUUGGCAAUGGAAGCUGCCCGGAGUUGCCCCACAUCAAGCUUCGAGUGGCUAA
Messenger RNA from Rhipicephalus sanguineus (brown dog tick), 1148 nucleotides. Its product is annotated as putative nuclease HARBI1. Lineage: Eukaryota; Metazoa; Arthropoda; Arachnida; Ixodida; Ixodidae. The record is from RefSeq and is a predicted model, not a curated record.